AUGCAGGCAGAUCAGCUGACCGAGGAACAGAUUGCUGAGUUCAAGGAGGCGUUCUCACUCUUCGACAAAGAUGGCGAUGGCACCAUUACCACCAAAGAGUUGGGCACAGUCAUGCGCUCACUGGGUCAGAACCCCACUGAGGCUGAGCUCCAGGAUAUGAUCAACGAGGUCGACGCUGAUGGCAACGGAACUAUAGACUUCCCAGAGUUCCUAACCAUGAUGGCGAGGAAAAUGAAGGACACGGACAGUGAAGAGGAAAUCCGAGAAGCUUUCAGAGUCUUCGACAAGGAUGGAAACGGCUACAUCAGUGCAGCCGAGCUGCGUCACGUCAUGACCAAUCUGGGCGAGAAGUUGACCGACGAGGAAGUGGACGAGAUGAUCCGAGAGGCGGAUAUCGAUGGAGACGGUCAAGUCAACUAUGAAGAGUUUGUCCAGAUGAUGACUGCAAAGUGAAGGAUUAUCUUAUCCUGUAUCUCUCUUUCUCUCUUACAUUGCUUGUCCUACUAAGAUCACUCUGUCUUUAAAAAGAAAAAAAAUCUAAAGUUUACUUCAGAGAGUAUUAGAAUGUCAAAUUCUGUGAUCUCUUACCAAAAGAGAAAAAAAAAGAAAAAACUAAAUUCAGAAGCAAUUUGUGAAAUAUACUAGCAGAAUUGUCCCAGCAGAAGUGAAUGGACCAAGCAUAACUGCAUGAGCCCUUUUGGAGCAAACGUCUCCAGACCUGACAAAAAUUUCGAGGACAGAACGUCUCUUUAGUCGCACACGAGUUGAAGUCCAUGCCUAGUACGGCAGCAUUUAAUAUGCAGAGGACAUCUCCUUUCAUGAGUGUUCUUUCAUCGCACCAAAAUAGAGUAAAUAUAUCAAAAAACUAUAUUAAUAAUGCUAAAACAUUGUGGUAAUUAGUCCAGGGUCACAGUGCUGCCUUCAAUACAAACUGAGCGGAAACUUUUGCGUGUGACCCCUGUGGUGAAGUCAUGCUUACAGUACGUGUAUUGCCUUCUCCUUUUAAAGACUCGGAACGGAACGAAAACUGGAUGUUUAUGAAGACGUGCUCAUUGUAAAAACCCGACGUCAUACUCAUACUCUGCGGUUUAAUGGCGCCGUACGACUUGAAGCGUGUCUUUAUGGGCUGUAAGGCACGUAGCCUACUUGGUUGACCGUGGUUAUCGUCAGCUGGUUUAAACCUUUAUUUUAAUGUGGGUUUUGUCUCUGAAGACUUCAAACUUUGUGGGAGCGUGGAGAUGUGAAGUAUGUACAGCAGAACGUGACGGAACGACGCAAAUAGCAUAACUGUAAAAAUAUAGUUACAUAGAUAAUCAGUGUUAUGCUUUAUAAAUGUACUGUUCUGCGAUUAUUAACGUCUGGUAAACUUCGCAUUGCAUAUUGUUAUUCUAGUUAGGUCUGUGACUUUCGUUUGAUUCAUGGUCUUGAAAUGUGCCAUAUUACUCGUAAGCCUCAACUUUCUUGCAAGAGAUCUUGGUGUCAACUAACUAUGUUAUCAAUCUGUGAAUAUACACACAAAUAUCUCUAUAUAUUUGCACUUUGGUGUAGAUUAUACAUUCAAACACAGAAGAACCAACUGCGUCUUUCUCCUGUUCUCGUGGGUUUCACACCUCUUGUUGUCAAGUGCUCCAAAUUUCAUUUGCGCUCUGCUUGCGAGACGACGGAUAAAGGUGAAACUGUCUUGAGGGGUGGAUCAACGAUGUAUUGAAUUAUGUUGCUUGCUAUGGUCUCAUAAUUGUUUUGUUUUUUUCUUGCCAAAACAUAUUACUCCUGUGGAAGAGCUUUACAUAGCAUAUCUUACUCUAUUCUGGACUUGAGAGUUUCAUGUUGGCUGGGUUAGAAAACGAGCGACAGGACGGGGAAUACUCAACAUGUGAAAUCUGUAUGGAUAAUAUGUGAAAUAUGUAUCUGUGUUUUACAAUAAAAAAAUAAAUGUAUACGUUUAUGCAUAUA
This is a messenger RNA of Pimephales promelas (fathead minnow), 1953 nucleotides long. It is a transcript of the gene calm3a, whose product is annotated as calmodulin 3a (phosphorylase kinase, delta). The record is from RefSeq and is a predicted model, not a curated record. Gene Ontology annotation, molecular function: calcium ion binding. Gene Ontology annotation, cellular component: myosin II complex. Lineage: Eukaryota; Metazoa; Chordata; Actinopteri; Cypriniformes; Leuciscidae.